AUUUACCGCUGAGCAGAAAAAGGGGCCGUUCUGCGGUCAGCAGCACGACGAGUUGGCAGCGAGCUGCUGUCAGUUCGGUAAACCACACCUUCCAUUUGGUCUUUACCGAAUGGCCAUGCGCGGCUUGAAGACGGACAUCCCUAGCGGCGAUUAGCGAGACAGAACUGCCCUAGCAACUCCUCACGGAGCCAACCAGCGGGCCCGGGGACGGACGGAUCCACAAGGCAGGUGGGGUGUGUGUGGGUGGUGAAGGAGUUGAAGUCGAGGAGAGCGGAAUCGCAGUCGUCUCUGUCGAAAGGAACAGCGUGACUCGCGUCAAAAUCACAACAAAUGCAUCCAUCGGUGGGCGCGCUGGAAUUUUUGGAAAGGCUUCGGUGCGUAAUUGCGCCUUUCCGCUCGAGGAGCCGUGAUAUAUUCGAUGUCUUUUCGAGGCGUGACUUACGAGCGAGCUCUGUUCCUGGAAUCCGCACAGCGCCAUAAAGAGGCUGUCAUCUGAGCUCUUGGAAAGACAACAAAGUGGGUUUUCUAAUCUCAUGUGAUGAGACAGACCUGAUCUGAAAGAUGCAUAGUUGACUCUUCGUGUUGCCCCUCAGCUAAUUCAGUCAGGCAUCUACAUCGCUCUUCAACUUCAAAUUGGCAACCUCCGUCUUUGUGCCACCGACUUUCGUAAGGCACCUCCGUGCUCUUCCUCGGAUGAAGUAGAAUCAUUUGUCUCUUGUUUACCGGACUGCGUGAUCGAUAACAUCAUGACAGCUCUUAUUGUGCGGACUGUUCCGCAGACUUAGCGAAGUGCUGGUGUCGGACUUCAGAGGAGGGAGCUUCGGGGGAGGGAGCUCCAGAAUGGGACAUCGCAGCGACGCUUCUCUCAGGAUGAACCACCGAUCGAGCCCGGCUAAGGCCUACGACUUUCUGCUCAAAUUCCUGCUGGUCGGAGACAGCGAUGUGGGGAAGGGGGAGAUCUUGGCCAGCCUUCAAGAUGGAGCAAGAGAGUCUCCGUACGGAUAUAACAUGGGAAUCGAUUACAAGACCACUACUAUUCUUCUAGAUGGGCGGCGUGUGAAACUUCAGCUCUGGGACACUUCUGGCCAGGGAAGAUUCUGCACCAUCUUCCGAUCGUACUCUCGAGGAGCACAGGGAGUAAUCCUGGUGUAUGACAUCACAAAUCGCUGGUCCUUUGAUGGCAUCGAUAGAUGGAUUAAAGAGAUCGAUGAGCAUGCACCAGGGGUGCCUAAGAUCCUGGUAGGGAACCGGCUCCACCUGGCCUACAAGCGGCAGGUGACCACCGAGCAUGCUCAGGUGUACGCCGAGCGCCUGGGCGUGACCUUCUUCGAGGUCAGCCCUCUGUGCAACUUCAACAUCACGGAGUCGUUCACGGAGCUGGCCCGCACCGUGCUCACGCGCCACGGCAUGCAGAGGCUCUGGAGGCCCAGCAGAGUGUUGAGCCUGCAGGACCUGUGCUGCCGGUCCAUCGUGUCCUGCACUCCGGUGCACCUGGUAGAUAAGCUGCCGCUGCCGCCGGCGCUGAAGAGCCACCUGAAGUCCUUCAGCGUGGCCAACGGGCUGAACGCGCGCAUGAUGCACGGGCGCUCCUACUCCCUCGCCGCCGCCCCCACCGCCACCAAGAAGAGGCCCGGGCCCAACAAGAAGAAGAAGAAACUCUUACGCCCCCCGCUGGCCGUCUCGCACUCCUGCGCCCCCACCAGCUGCAAGAUCGCGUAGAGAUACAGGGGGAGAGCGCUCGUUUUAGACUUACACUCAGAGACACACACACACACACACACACGGGUCAACACACACACACACACACACACACACACACACACGUCAUCACAC
Messenger RNA from Clupea harengus (Atlantic herring), 1833 nucleotides. RefSeq names its product RAB40B, member RAS oncogene family (gene rab40b). Gene Ontology annotation, molecular function: GTP binding; GTPase activity. The record is from RefSeq and is a predicted model, not a curated record. Lineage: Eukaryota; Metazoa; Chordata; Actinopteri; Clupeiformes; Clupeidae. Gene Ontology annotation, biological process: intracellular signal transduction.